AUGAGGUUAAUACUCUUGCUUCUGCUUCCGGCUGUGAUCACCGCCAGGAAGUAUCCCAUGGCUCCAGGAUAUUAUCCACCAGAUGAAAUGAAGACAAAUUCAGCUGGAGUGGACGAUUAUCAGUUUUACUAUGAAAAGGACCCUAAAACGGCUGAAGUGUUGCCUGUAGCGAAACCAGGUGGACCUCCACGCUAUCCGGAUCCAGGCAAUUUACCAGUUCCUCCCGCUGCUCCAGUUAUGGGAAAUCAGAUAGAAGUAUUCAGUGCAGGUAGUCCUCCUGAAGCCAGUGAGAGUACCUAUGAAGAAACUCCUACGACACGUCCCACAUAUACAUACCAAAAGAACAAUUUGGAAGACCCCAAAAUCAGUUAUCCCUCAUCGCCUGCAGGACCUCCAUCCAGUAAGGGACCGUCGAACGGAGACCUUGGCAUGAACAAUUCGGGAACUUCUACAACAAGUAAUAGCUCUCCGCCGAAAGCACCUACCUAUAAUGAAGGCUCUCGGGAUAAUCCUAGUAUGCCAGUGAUACGUUCAGAAGGACCUGGCUAUGAUCAGGAUCCUUCGUACUGGGUCAGUUCAUCACCAUAUUUCGCUGAUCAAGACCUUGGCAUACAAUAUCUGUCGACACUAAAUGGUCUAUUCAUGGUGGUAGAUGAAAAGCCGUUCGGCUGGUUGGAAGAAUUCCCUUCUGAUAUUGGAGGACCCAAUUCGCUAUGGGGUGAACAACCGAACUACGGCAGGAAAACAUUGAUUAUGACGAUGGAAAUCUUGAUGCUGAAAACGAUCCCGAAGGACCUGAGCAUGGGCCAAACUACAAUCGAGGAUCUCACCAUAGCGGCAGUAAAAGGCGGAAACAGGCCAAAAGAAGUGAAAAUUCUUGGAGCAGGAAACGAUCUUGUUGAUGAAGAGAAUCCUUCCUCAAACAGGAACCCGAGCAGGCCAACAAAUGAAGAAAUGCUGCAGAACGUUGGUUCCAGAACUUCCUCUCGCAGGCCCGGUCCUAACUAUAUCUCUUCCGCUGAAGAAUUCGACCCUCCUACAGCUGGUCAUCGAAGCAAUUAUUUGUCGCCGGAACGAAUACCUGGAAGCUCUGGUCAACGUGGAAGUUUUGGCCUACCAGGAAACUCUGGCCAGCCGUCGGGAGCAGGCGGUCCUUCCGUUACGUAUUCAUCAUCCUCUCCUUCUUCAACAUUCGGGUUACCACAACCGGGUGGUAACGCCGUAGGAAAUCCUGCUUCACUGUUCGGGCUACCACAACCAGGUGGUUACGCAGUGGGGAAUCCUAUUACAUCACUCGGGCUACCACAUCCAGGUGGUUACGCCGUAGGAAAUCCUAUUUCAUCAAUCGGGCCACCACAGCCAGGUGGUUACCCCGUAGGAAAUGGCUGCCCAUGUGCGGCACCACCACUUCAACCUUGUUGUGCUCCAGUUCAGCCAUGUUGUAUACCUGCACCUCCUUGCUGUCCUCCUCCUCCACCAAUACCAUGCUGUCCAAGACCGCCAGUAUGCUGUCAGCCAGUUUGCUGCCCAACUACAAUAGUAGUCUGCUGCCCGACCGCUAGUUCCAGAACUUCCUCUCGCAGGCCCGGUCCUAACUAUAUCUCUUCCGCUGAAGAAUUCGACCCUCCUACAGCUGGUCAUCGAAGCAAUUAUUUGUCGCCGGAACGAAUACCUGGAAGCUCUGGUCAACGUGGAAGUUUUGGCCUACCUGGAAACUCUGGCCAGCCGUCGGGAGCAGGCGGUCCUUCCGUUACGUAUUCAUCAUCCUCUCCUUCUUCAACAUUCGGGUUACCACAACCGGGUGGUAACGCCGUAGGAAAUCCUGCUUCACUGUUCGGGCUACCACAACCAGGUGGUUACGCAGUGGGGAAUCCUAUUACAUCACUCGGGCUACCACAUCCAGGUGGUUACGCCGUAGGAAAUCCUAUUUCAUCAAUCGGGCCACCACAGCCAGGUGGUUACCCCGUAGGAAAUGGCUGCCCAUGUGCGGCACCACCACUUCAACCUUGUUGUGCUCCAGUUCAGCCAUGUUGUAUACCUGCACCUCCUUGCUGUCCUCCUCCUCCACCAAUACCAUGCUGUCCAAGACCGCCAGUAUGCUGUCAGCCAGUUUGCUGCCCAACUACAAUAGUAGUCUGCUGCCCGGUUAUCACACUACCUAUCUGUCUUCGCGCUUGUCCUGCCUGCCCGUGCCGCAGGAGGAUGCAUCGCGCCCUUCGCAUGAAGAGAAGUCCAGGUGAGCUUUGA
Molecule: messenger RNA, 2247 nt
Organism: Cooperia oncophora
Lineage: Eukaryota; Metazoa; Nematoda; Chromadorea; Rhabditida; Trichostrongylidae
Source: the annotation of a GenBank genome assembly